GAGACGGAGAGAGUGAACGGCUCCCGGAGCUCCGAGCACUGCGCUGCGCUGGGAUCGGUGGGUUCGCCAAAGCGCCGCUGGAAGUGUGAUCAGAGGGUCGUCGUAGGGAAGCUCCAGGCUUGAUUGUGGAAAGCAGCAGGUGUUUGGAAGACGGUGCUCUGAAAUCAGAAUGACGAAGGUUAUCACCCUCAUCCUCUUGUGCCUGGUCUGGGGAGGCUUAGGGAAGCCGCAGUUUCCAGAGGAAGAGAAGGAUCCUGUUUUCUGGAACAGCUGGGCACAGCGGACACUGAAGAACGCUCUGAAUCUUCAGAAGCCGAACAAGAACAUUGCCAAAAACCUCAUCCUCUUUCUUGGAGAUGGUAUGGGCGUUCCCACGGUGACGGCGGCCAGGAUUCUGAAGGGUCAGCUGAGUGGACAGUAUGGAGAGGAGAUUCAGCUGGAGAUGGACAAAUUCCCCUACGUGUCUCUCUCCAAGACCUAUAACACCAAUGCCCAGGUGCCGGACAGUGCAGGCACUGCCACGGCGUAUCUGUGUGGGGUGAAGGCCAACGAGGGCACAGUGGGCGUCAGCGCUGCGGCCGUCAGGGGCCAGUGUAACACCACUCAGGGCAACGAGGUCACCUCCAUACUCAAAUGGGCCAAAGAUGCAGGGAAGUCUGUGGGUAUCGUCACAACGACGCGAGUGAACCACGCCACCCCCAGUGCAGCGUAUGCCCACUGUGUGGACCGCGAUUGGUACUCAGACGGAGAGAUGCCCCCUGAGGCACUGCAGGACGGCUGCAAGGACAUCGCCCGGCAACUCAUGGAAAACAUCCCUGACAUUAACGUAAUUAUGGGCGGUGGACGCAAAUACAUGUUGCCUAAGAACACAUCGGACGUGGAAUACCCCGGAGAGAAGAAACACAGCGGAACGCGUAAGGACGGCAGGAAUCUGAUCCAGGAGUGGAGCGACAGAAUGAGGGACAAGAAGGGCCAUUACGUAUGGAACAAGCAGGAGCUCCUUUCAGUAAACCCCUCUACUGCUGACUACCUUCUGGGGUUGUUUGAGCCAGGUGAUUUGACCUAUGACCUGGAUAGAGACCGCAGCACUGACCCUUCCCUCACAGAGAUGGUGGAGGUGGCCAUUAAAAUACUGCGGAAAAACCCUGAAGGCUUCUACCUGCUAGUGGAAGGUGGACGAAUUGACCACGGACACCAUGAGGGUAAGGCUAAGCAGGCGCUGCACGAGGCGGUUGAGAUGGACCGAGCCAUAGGACGAGCCGGCCUGCUGACCAGCGUCCAUGAUACGCUGACCGUCGUCACCGCCGAUCACUCGCACGUGUUCAACUUUGGAGGCUACACAAUGCGAGGAAACUCCAUCUUUGGUUUGGCUCCCAUGGUGAGUGAUGUUGACCAGAAGCCAUUCACAUCCAUUUUGUAUGGAAAUGGCCCAGGGUUCAAGCUGGUCAAUGGCUCGAGGGUCAACGUGUCCACAGUGGAUUAUCAGCAAAACGACUAUCAGGCCCAAGCAGCCGUUCCAUUACGCAUGGAGACGCAUGGAGGGGAAGACGUUGCGGUUUUCGCCAAAGGCCCAAUGGCGCACCUGCUGCACGGCGUCCAGGAACAGAACUACAUCCCCCAUGUCAUGGCCUACGCGGCCUGCAUCGGUCAAAAUAAAGGCCACUGCCGAUCUGGAAACAGCGCAACAUCCGUUGCAGUUGCUCCACCCAGUCUGGCUCUGCUCAUCACAGCCACCUGGCUUCUCUGCUGACCCCUGUAAUGGCCAGUUGGCCUCCUCAUGCUAUAUUUAGAGUAGAGAUGGUCUAGUCUGAACUGCUCCAGAUGGAUUUUAUGAGAUUUUAUAAGAAGGGUUUUUAAAGCUGUGGUAUGAAUAGGGGUCCUGGAGGUCAACAGUCCAGCACAGUUCAGUGUUUGAGUCUGAAACACAACUGAUUCACUAACUCACUGGUUAAAAAACAACACUAACAAGGUUUUUAAUCUGCUGUCUUUCAUGUUUCUGGGUUAAGAGUCUCUGGUCAUCAUGUAUUGAUCAUGGAUGAGUCAUUAAGCUGAUGAAAAGACAUCACUAUUGGAUUCACUCAUAAUCAAAAGACAAACACAUGAUAAAGGACUGGAUUGCGUAAUUUCAUUGCCGUUGCCCUUUAAUUACGAGGGUUAGCAGAUGUGUUAGAGCAGAAUCAUUGGAACUGUGCUGGCCUGUCCACCAGCAGGAAUGGAAAACAGUACCCUUGUUUUUAAACUUUGGAACCACCAGCUGGUGCAUUUAAAAAGAAAAACAUUUGUGAGACUCAGACUUGAUUUAGAGACCUAAAGGGAAAGGAAGACCAUGAAAGAUGUCAUUUUAACUGUUUUUAACUCUGUGUAGUUCACAGCUAUAUAAAGUCAUUCCAAACUUGGUUUAACACACUUUCAAACUGAUCAGAGUAGCAAAAUUGCUGGAACAAGUUUUUAUUUUUCUAUAUUUCGGUUAUUAAAUGCGCCCCACUAUUAGUAUUAUCUCAUGGACAGUUGUCUUAUUUCUGGUAUUUCUGAUAUUUCUGAUUAUGUAUUUCUGAUACCUGAAAUCCAAUGAGAGUUAUAAAAGUCCACCCUUCAGCUAUUUAAUUUGCACUAAAAUGGCCAUUAUGUACAAAUUGUUUAUCUUUCAGGAGAUAUUUCUGUAAUCAGAUAUAAGAAAAUCCACUGGCUUAACGAAGGAGAAUGUCAAAGGAACAUAAGUAAAAACGUUUCUGAUGCUACAGUUCAGAAAAUGAGUAAAGUGGGCCUCCUAACAGCCACCUGGAAGACCUGGUAGACCCCAAAACUGCUUCCUUUAGAUAAACAGAUAAAUCUUUGAGAGAGAGGAGAAAAUCAAACUGCUGCAGAUCUGAAAACAUCCACAGGUGUUUCGGUCCAUCCUUCCACCGUGAGAAGACUUUGGGUCAUAAGAGGCAGAAAAUCCAACCAACUUCUAAGAACUUUGGAGAUAAUUUUUUUCUGAUGCUGAAAAACGUUUUCGACUGGAAAUUAAAUAAAUGAAGGGUGGUCUCUGACUGUGUAGACUGCAUGUUUUGGAACCCCUAAUUAUAGUAUUUUAUUAAUUGUAAUUGGAAAUCAGAUGAAAUCUACCUCAGUAUGAGUUUAUUACUUGAUCUGUCGUUCAUCUAGGAAAAGGGGCGGUCAAUCAAAAAGACAUAUUUUUUAUACAUUAACUAUGUAUUGUUUCUGAACAUUGGUUAAAAGGAUACCAGAUGGAAUGGAAACUAUUUUUCUAAGAAGAAAAUGAAAAAAGUAUGUUCCCCUGCCAAUAAAGCCUGUUUUUUUUUGUUUUGUUUCUUCCUAAAUCCUGUGUUUGCGUGCUUCAUCUGCAGAGCGUAGUAUGUGGGUUUGAUUAAACUUCUUUAUGUCUUCA
Colossoma macropomum (tambaqui) is the source of this 3391-nucleotide messenger RNA. It is a transcript of the gene alpl, whose product is annotated as alkaline phosphatase, biomineralization associated. Lineage: Eukaryota; Metazoa; Chordata; Actinopteri; Characiformes; Serrasalmidae. Gene Ontology annotation, molecular function: alkaline phosphatase activity. Bases 170 to 1750 code for a protein of 526 amino acids. The record is from RefSeq and is a predicted model, not a curated record. The transcript is spliced from 12 exons. Gene Ontology annotation, biological process: dephosphorylation. Gene Ontology annotation, cellular component: plasma membrane.